UAUCAGAUCCCGAAGUGUUCGUAGUUAAGCAGCCUCCGUGGCACACAAGUCAUACGGCGCUCUAUAUUCCUGCUGAAGCGAAGAUGCAGUUGAAGGGUUGCGUUCUCGCUGUCCUAUGUUUCCACAUGUUAGCAUCGCUGACAUCUGCCAGCCGUUGUGUUAUGCGAAGCCACUGCGGUCACGAUGAAGAUCUUGACAAAGACAUUCCCUGCAAGGUCAACGACGAACCAAAAGCCCUGUCACCAUCUGGAAGGGGUCUCUUCAGUGAGGUCUGCCCAGACCUCGCUGCGACCACGGGUCCAGACCAUCUUACUUGCUGCGAUGUUGAGCAGCUCAGAGCUCUGAAGGAGGAUUUGCAACAGCCUAUCGACCUUGGGAUGAAGGACUAUCCACGCUGUCUGAGGAAUUUCAGAAAUAUCUUCUGCCAGCUGGUCUGCUCACCGAAGCAGUCAGACUUCGUCAAAGUGGUCAGUUCUGAAAACAAGGCGCAAGGUCUCCCGUACGUGAAGAAAGCCGUUUAUGCAGUGAGUGAGAGAUUCGCGAAGGGAUCUUAUGAUUCGUGUAAAGAUGUGAAGGUGAAGAAAGAUCGCAACCUGAUGUCCUUCAUGUGCGGAUGGAACUGCGACUUAACUAAGUGGUUCACGUUUAUGGGAUCGACUGCUCCUGAAGGAGGAUAUUCGCCGUACAACAUUCAGUUCCAUAUUACGAAAGAUUCGACAGUGAAACUAAACGGCACGGAAUUGAGACCCAUGAACGUGAGUCUCGCGUAAGAGUUUGCCCUCGAGUGACAAGAGUAAUGAACCCUGAAAUGUCUGCUGCUGUAUAGAUUCAAGAUGAAGCACGAGAAGAAGAGAACUGUGAUGCCCGCUAAGGAUUUUUAUUCGGCAAGGGAACCACGUGACUACAUCAUUGUAGCAAGAAGAACCUUUCUGAUCAAUAGACUGCUCAUUGAAAAGCCACGUUUCGUAAAUUGAAGUUGCAUAAUUAACUUCGUUACAGGAACGAUUUUCGUGCACAGAUCGUGAUACGUUGUCUGUGACAGUGGAACCUCGUCGAUGGACUUCGUUUCGAUGAAUUUCAUUCCGACGGACUAGUUGUCAUUAAGCCGUGCUGUAACAACGAUUUAUUAAAUUAAAUGAACGUCCAACG
This is a messenger RNA of Ornithodoros turicata, 1149 nucleotides long. RefSeq names its product NPC intracellular cholesterol transporter 1-like. Lineage: Eukaryota; Metazoa; Arthropoda; Arachnida; Ixodida; Argasidae. The record is from RefSeq and is a predicted model, not a curated record. Gene Ontology annotation, biological process: intestinal cholesterol absorption; cholesterol homeostasis. Gene Ontology annotation, molecular function: cholesterol binding. Gene Ontology annotation, cellular component: plasma membrane. Bases 84 to 770 code for a protein of 228 amino acids. The transcript has a single exon.